Messenger RNA from Leptonychotes weddellii (Weddell seal), 854 nucleotides. RefSeq names its product ES cell expressed Ras (gene ERAS). The record is from RefSeq and is a predicted model, not a curated record. Gene Ontology annotation, cellular component: membrane. Gene Ontology annotation, molecular function: GTP binding; GTPase activity. Gene Ontology annotation, biological process: signal transduction. NCBI's taxonomy places the organism in Eukaryota, Metazoa, Chordata, Mammalia, Carnivora, Phocidae.
CCCACCCCCCUACCCGUUGGGGUGGGGUGGGAACAUCUCCUCCUCUGUCAGUCCUGUCAGAGCUGCGGUGGGUUCGGGUCCGAGCACUCCCGCCUUGCCCAGGACCGAGGGCCUGCUGUCCACAUCCCUUUCCUGAGCUGUGCACCGGGGGAAUGGCGCUGCCGAGAAAUGCCAACAUGUUUGAUCUGGGCCUGGGCACGUGGAGCCUUAGCUCUGAGGAGGAGAGCCAGAGGGCUCAGGCACCCUCCAAGAGUGUCGGGAAGCAGCUGCCCGAGUACAAGGCCGUCGUGGUGGGCGCGAGUGGCGUGGGCAAGAGUGCGCUCACCAUCCAGCUGAACCACCAGUGCUUCGUGGAAGACCACGACCCCACGAUCCAGGAUUCCUACUGGAAGGAGGUGGCCCUGGGCCAUGGGGGCUGCAUUCUGAACGUGCUGGACACGGCAGGGCAGGCCACUCACAGGGCCCUGCGUGACCAGUGCGUGGCGAUUGGGGAUGGCGUGCUGGGGGUCUUCGCCCUGGAUGACCCCUCGUCUCUAGCCCAGCUGCAGCAGAUGCGGGCCACCUGGGGCCCUCACCACACCCAGCCCCUCGUCCUUGUGGGCAACAAGUGUGACCUUGUGAGCACCACCGGAGAUGCUCGGGCUGCUGCUGCAGCCCUUGCGAAGAGCUGGGGGGCCCCCUUCGUGGAGACCUCAGCCAAGACACGGCAAGGUGUAGAGGAGGCCUUUACCCUGCUCAUCCAUGAGAUCCAAAAGGUCCGGGAGGCCAUGGCAAAGGAGGCCAUGACAGGGCCGGGUGGGGAUAAGGCCCGGCACCAGAAGGCCAUGUGCCGCUGCGGCUGUUCUGUGGCCUGA